This is a messenger RNA of Anisakis simplex (herring worm), 375 nucleotides long. NCBI's taxonomy places the organism in Eukaryota, Metazoa, Nematoda, Chromadorea, Rhabditida, Anisakidae. The record is from the annotation of a GenBank genome assembly.
AUGGAGGAGUGGAGGGCAACUGCUGAGGAAUGUACGAACGGCAGCAGUGACAGCAGUUUCGAUGUCAAAUUCAGACUGCUCACAUGUCAAGACACGAGAGUGUUGACGAAUCGAAACGAAAUUGGCCAAUAUUGGCUUCUGAGGGAACGUUUCGGUUUUCCAACGGAAACCACUAGCGAUGAAACGAUACGGUAUUUGGACGUGAACAUUAAUUGGAGAUACUGGCAAGAAUACAAUCACAUACAUGGUGAUAGACACCGCCAACUUCACCAUCGUUCAUAUCCGAGUUGUGCUUCGUAUCGAGAGUAUGAAGGCGAAAAGCAGAUCAAUGCAAUGCAAACACCAUGUUGUUCAGCAACAUCACAGAGUAGGUAA